Molecule: messenger RNA, 11678 nt
Organism: Eriocheir sinensis (Chinese mitten crab)
Lineage: Eukaryota; Metazoa; Arthropoda; Malacostraca; Decapoda; Varunidae
Gene: cert
Product: ceramide transfer protein-like
Exons: 12
Coding region: 105-2036 (643 amino acids)
Biological process (GO): ER to Golgi ceramide transport
Cellular component (GO): Golgi apparatus
Molecular function (GO): phosphatidylinositol-4-phosphate binding
Source: RefSeq, a predicted model, not a curated record
GCGUGGCGGUGGUGGUGGUGUCAGUCAGGUGUUGGGCGCGGCGCACGACACAUGUCACGCGUUACUUUGUCACGCUGAGCACCCGGACAGGACGCGCCGAGGACAUGUCUGACGAGUACGUGGCCCUGAGCGACGAGGACAGCGAGGAGGACGCUCACGGCUACCCGCACGCCCACAGGCAGCCCCCGGAGUUACAGGGGACAGUAUCAAAAUGGACCAACUACAUUCACGGGUGGCAGAACCGCUACAUGGUGCUGAAGGACGGCACCAUGAGCUACUACCGCAACCAGAAUGAGACCGCCUUCGGAUGCCGCGGGUCCAUCAGCGUCAGGAAGGCUAUCGUCAAGCCUCAUGAGAUUGACGAGUGCCGGUUCGACGUGUGCCUUAACGACUGCGUGUGGUACCUGCGCACCAGCACCGAGGAGGACAAGCACCAGUGGGUGGAUGCCAUACAACAGCACCGGCUGGAGUGUGAUGGUCUGCGGCGGCACGGCUCGGCCCUCUCCCUCACCUCCAACACCCUCUCCACCACCUCCGGCUCCUCCCUCAAGAAGGCCAAGGGGCUGCGGGAGAAACUAGCGGAGAUCGACACCUACCGGGACAUCCUGAUCCGGCAGAUGGACACACUGCAGUCCUACUUCGACGCAUGUGCCGAGGCCUACAAGGACCUCAAGAACGUGGAGGUCACCUGUAACGGCAUUGAACCAGAGCACGAAAGCGCAGUGGAGGCAGCACUUGCCCUGGACGGCGGGGCGGCAGCUGACUCCCCUCUCCCCCCACCCCCUGUAGCAGUAGCAGCGGCAGCGGCGGCAGCAGCUCACAGGAAGCACUCGCCGCCCCGUCACCCACACCCACACAUCACCAAGGAGACGCUGGAGAAGCACGGCGGGUAUGCGGCGGACUUCAAGGGGGAGGCGCUGACUUUCAAGGCCACCACUGCCGGCAUCCUGGCCACACUGAGUCACUGCGUGGAGGUGAUGAACCAGCGGGAGGACUCCUUCAGGCGGCGGCUGGAGCGGGAGGCAGAGAGGCGACGGCGGCUGGAGGAGAAGCUGAAGCAGGCGUUGGCGUACAGCACCCAGGAGGGCCACACCUCUGCCCCCCCAAGAGUGGUGGUCAUGGGUGGCCCGGACUAUGAGGAAGGCCCACACAGUGUCAUAGGUGAGGAUGAGUUCUAUGACGCAGUGGAGUCGGCGCUGGACAAGAUGGAUGAGGAGGAGGAGUUCCGGGAGAGGCUCAGACAGAAGCAACGUGCGGCCCCACAGCAGCCGGUCACCACACACCCUCUCUGGCCCCAGAUUGACAAGCUGACGAUGGAGCAGCUCGGGUACGCCCAGCAGGGUGUGGAGGGUGGUGUGUGGCAGCUGUUCGCCGAGGAGGGGGAGAUGAAGAUGUACCGGCGGGAGGAGGAGGAGGGUGGGCUGGUGGUGGACCCCCUCAAGGCCGUGCACCAGGUCAGGGGCGCCACGGCACAUGAAAUGGCGCACCACUUCUGGUCACCGGAUGUCAGAUUUGAAUGGGACACCAGCAUAGAACAGAUGACGGUGCUGGACAGGAUAUCCAAGGACACCCUGAUCUUCCUGCAGCUGCACAAGCGAGUCUGGCCCACCGCACAGCGCGACGCUCUCUUCUGGUCCCACAUCCGCAAGAUCCCACCCUCAGACCCUGCCAAUGGGGAUGCCCACGACACCUGGAUUGUGUGUAACCAGUCCACCGACCACCCUGAUGCGCCGAAAGACGAAAAGGUGGUGCGGGUGGACUUGACGGUUUGCUUCGUGUGCCAGACCUUCCUUGACCCACCGCCACCUGAAGGGGAGGCGCCCACCAGGGACAACCUCCUCACCAAGAUAACCUACUGCUCUGUGGUCAACCCUGGAGGAUGGGCGCCGGCGUCCGUACUAAGGGCCGUGUACAAGCGUGAAUACCCCAAGUUCCUGAAGCGGUUCACCCAGUACGUGGUGGACAAGAGUACCAGCCAACCCGUCAGCUUCUCCGGCCUGCAGAUUAAGGACCACAGCAAGCACUGGAGAGGCUGAGGCAACCUGUCUAGUGUGUGGUGGGCAUAGAGGGCAAGGACCAGAGCAGGCAGGUGGCCCAGGCUGUGAUUAGGGCAACAGUAGCUAAGCACACACUGGUGGUUCUGACUCUGGGGUCUUGGGGUGUAGCAGGUCAACUCGUACUGCCGUCAGGGGCCUCCGAAGAAUGUAGGGAUGAUUAGGAGGGACAGGAAUGUGUGCUGAGAGGUGUGAGGGUCAUGUAUAGCAGGCCAACUUAUUCUGCUAGUGAGAGCCUAAAUGUGCAGUGUAAGGGUGAUUGGAAGGGACGGAAGUGUGUAUGUGUGUGUGCGUGUGUGUGUUGUUCAGUGUAAGGAUGUGAGAGGAAGGGUGAGGAAUAAGGCCAUAGUGGUUUAAGGGAAGGGUCAGUUUACACUCUCAGUAGAGGCCUCAGAAGUGUGUGCAGGGUGAGGUAACUGCGAGGGAUGGGAGUGUCUGUGUGUGUGUGUUGUGGUGUAAGGGUGUGAGGGAGAAGGUGAAGCGACGAGUCAAGUGUUUGUGGUUUGGGAGAGUUUGUGUGUUUGUGGAGAGUGAGAUAUAUAGAGGAAUCCACGUAGCUUGUGGUGCAACGUGAAGGCAUGAGGGAAAGCAUGUGUGAUGUGCUUGAUAUGGCGUAAGGACAAAGCAGAAGAACAGGAGUGAAUGAGGUAUUGUGAUGUGAGGAUGCAAGGACAGAAGGCGACAGGAAUUGAAAUGAGUGAGACCUCAGUGAUGCAACUAUCCAAGCUGUCUCAGUGCCGCGUAAUAAUAACGGAAACAGUAGCAACCAUUAUAUUAAUAUGCUGAUUCUCAUGUGUACUCCAGCACAAAAUGUCGGAUGGCUGCCGUAAGAUCAUGUUCCGUGGCCCUGCAAUGAGUGGUGGAUGCAUGUGAGAGAGAGAAGCAGUGGAAAAGGCACAAAACAUAGGAUAAUUACUGUCAAAACUAUCCAAGGUUUGUGACUUACUGACAGUUGGAUAUCCAUGAGAAAGAGAACCUCGCCGCUUAACUAAGUAAGGUCAUUGUGCACUGGUCGCUGGUGUCUGUAAUGAAAGCAGAAGUAGGUCGUGAGAUGUUAGUCACCUCAUGAAUCACCCCUGAGAAUUGCCUUACAAUCUGGUUUAGGGGUCUUUUCUUAGGCAUAAUUGAGGAGGGCAGGGCAGGAAAGUUGUUAAAAAGAGUAAGGAAGAAAAGGAAAACCUGUUAUUGUGGCAUUGCUGGCUACUGAACUUAUUAUACUAGAAAGAGUGCUUGGAAAAUGGGGUUUGUUUAAGCAGUAUGUGUGUGUGUGUUUGUGUGCGUAUGUGUUUCCACUCACCUAUUGCUAAAGUUACGCCAGUUCUCUAUCUUGGCAUUCUAGCACAUCUCCCGGUAACUCUUACAAACCCUGCACAAGUGGGAUACGUCGACAUAAAAAAGCAAACUGGUGAUGCUUUCUUCUGUCACUGUAAAGAAAAAAAUUGGACUUUAUUAGAAGGAAGUAAGGAUGACAAAGAUGUGAGAGUGGGCAUUCCUCCUCCUUCCUCUGACCAGCCCAGGGAGAGAAGGUGUAUUUCAGGUGUGUAGGGUGUGUCUGCCAAGCUACACACAUACAGUUAAUACUCACACGAGGAAUAAGCAGAAGACCUGAGUGAGGUAUAAAAAUCAGCCGUUAUCAGUGUAGAGAACGAUCUGUUAAUCUUUAUUUUGAUGACAGUUUUUGGUUUGUACACUCAGCUCACUUUCUCUAUAAUACAAUACCACUUUUUCUUUCCUUCAUUCUUCAUUUACUUUCUGCUCUUUCCUCACUUUCCUCUCCUGUCUUCUUCCUUCUGUUUGCCUCUUUAUUUAUUUCUCUAUAAUGCAACACUUCUUCCUUCCUGCAUAAACUUUCCUGUCUUUUCUCACUUCCAUCUUCUUACCUCUCCUUCUCCCCUUUCUCCUGUUUCUCUCUUUAUUUAUCUCUCUGUAAUACAACACUUUUCUUUCCUUCAUUCAUUAAUUUUCUUGCCUUUUCUCACUUCUCUCUUCUUCCCUCUCCUUCUCCCCUUUCUCCUGUUUCCCCCUUCGUUUAUCUCUCUCUAAUACAACACUUCUUUCCUUCCUUCAGUAAUUUUCUUUUCUCACUUCCCUCUUCCCUCCUCUCCUUUCCCCUUGUUUACUUCUUUGUUUAUCAUCUUGGAGUUCUUGUUGGUAUUCCUCACAUCUUCCCCUGCUUUGUUUUCCUUGGUUUCAUUCCUUGUGUGCGUAUAAGCUGGAACGUGUGUAUAGAUCGGCAGAAAUACCCCGUCAUGUGAGGGUGUCGUGGGCGUGAAGUCGUAACCGAGGACCUGAUUUCACUGUGAUUUACCGUUCCCCCGUGAAGCAUGUCCGUAUGUACCUUUUCAAGAGGCCUUGCCCCGUCCUCUGGAAAUGGAGUUCUUAAGCUGUCGAUUUUCCUCUUAUACUUAUUUUUGAGUUAUUUUAUUCUUCCUAAUUAAAGCCUCCUCUUCUUGUGCUCUCUCCUUUCUCUUCCUUCACUGCCUUCUUCACCUGCACUUUCCCUCAUCAGGUGUAAUCUAGAAUCAAUCAUCAAGGUUUUCACUGAGAUAAAGAACCAUUGUUAAGGCUGGACUUGUGAGAAAUGUGAAGUUACCUGUAACAUCAAGAUCAAGAUUGAUAAUAAUAGCUUGGAUGUCUUGUUGGAUGUCCUUAGAAUUUCUUCCCCCCUGUUUAGCAUGAGAGUAAUAAGGGAAUUGUUUAAGAAGUCAUUUCUUAUUCAAUAUCUGAAAUUCAAGAACCUGAUUUUGGGGACAUAGUGGCUGCUUGCAUGUCUGUGGAUGUUCUUGAUUUUUAACUUCCAUAUUUCAAGUAAGUCGUUAAUGAUGGUAAUAAUGGGAGUUAAACUGUCUAUUUAACAUUCUAUAUCAAUUUUUUCUUGUAUGCAUGAACCUGUUUUAAGGGACAUAAGAUAUUUAGUAUGUUUCAUUAGGUGCCCUUUGUUGUUUUUCUAUUUCCAAGAAUGUAAUUAAAGUUUAACAAGGGUGGGGGAAGAUUGAAGUGAUUAUUCAGCUUUAAAUAUCUGGAAUUCUUUUGAUAUAUAAGAAUAUGUUUUGGGUGACUGAUAAUAUCUUGCUUGCCAUAUUAGAUCCUUUAAUUUUUUUCUAUAGUAAAGGAUGUGGUUCAGUGGUUAAUUAAUGCUUUAUGAUCUGGGACUAUAAAGAAAUGCAAGAACUAGUUUUGUGGGAUGAGUUAUAUUUGAUUGAAUACUUCAGUAGAUAUUCUUCUUUUCUAUAUUCAAGGAGUUAAUUGAUGAGGGUAAAAGGAAGGUGUUGGCUUACAGUUAUUACAGAAUAUUGAUGAUUUAUAAUAUUGUUUUUAACUUUCGGCACGUAGCACAUUCUUACGCUACAAUAGGCUGAGGUCACAAUGUUACUAAGGGUGUGGGUGUGUUGUUCAGCAUGUCUCCUUACUUUUAUCACCAUCUUCAGCUGUUACAGAUAUCUUUGCACUUCUGAGUUUACCGACUGCAAGAAGAGAGAGAGAGAUUAGUUCUGUAUGGGUUAUCUUAGUGCUGUUACUCUUAAGGUGACGAUAUUUGCACUCUUGUUAAGGCCAUGGAGAAUAUUAUGUAUUGCUUUUAGGUAAAAUUUAUGAUCUAGGCUUCUCAGAAUUAAUAAUGAUUGCUUUAGGAUCAUGAUCAUUACUUUGAAACAUUGAUCUUUGCCUUAAAGUUCUGACCACUGCUCUAUCCAUAAGUCUCAAUGCUUAAAGGCUUUGAUCAUUACUGCCAAGGUCAUGAUCGUCGCCCCAAAGUUUACACCAUGGCUGUUACUUGAUGUAAGGCGUAGCUCUCCCGUGUCGUCUUGAUUCCUGCAUCAGGUGCCUUACUCUCCAUAGCUUAUCUGGUGUACAGUCAGCAAAAAAAGUAUUGACCACCCAUGUGUCGAUUGAAUAGAAAUUGGGCAAAAUCUAUAGACAUGGUGUGCUGGUUAGGUGGGUUCCAGUAACUAGAAUCUACCCAUUGGUACCCACCUAACCAACACAACAAAAUGCCUUUAGAUUUCACCUUAUUUCUAUUCAUUUGAUCAAUGGGUGUUCGAUACUUUUUUUGCCCACUGUACAUGUCUGGUGCAUAUGUGAGUGAAUGUUCCUUAGCCUUCCUUACCUUCUGUCUGGAUUGUGUGGAGGGUUAUCAGAGGGGGGUUUCAGUACUCAUACAGGUGGUGUUUUUAGUGCAUGUGUGUGUGCGUUCUUACCUGUUUGUGUUUUAACAGCUCAUGAUGUCCUUUAUUCAAGCUCAUAACUUUCCAUAACUGUGUGUGUGUUUGUGUGUGCAUGUUUCCCACAAUUUCUGCAUCAAGUGUUUUGAGUGUGUGGUGUUUAGGGUUACAAGGGCACUCACUACUUAGCUGUGCAGUGUGUGUGUGUGUGUGUGUGUGUGUGUGUGUGUGUGUGUGUGUGUGCAUGAUCCCCAUAUUCUGGGUUUCAAACACUUCCCCAGCACCUGUUUUUUGCAAUUAAGGGCACAACUAAUCAUCCACGGCAUUUUUUUUUUAGAGAUAAAUUACAUUCUUGCAUGUGAUUUAUGUUUCUGCUAUGUUGCUCAUUUGCACGUCUUGGUAUGGAGGGUGGCAGGUGGGUUUUCCGUAGCCUGGUGUGGGGCAUUAUUUGACAAGGGUUUAUGUUCCUGGUUGUUUCAGUAUCAUAAGGUUUCUCUCACCGUGUAUGAAAGCAGAAGCAUGGCGAGCUCCUAAACUAUGAAUACCAUGACAAGUAUCGCUAAGAAGCUCUGAAUAGCAUUAUUUUGUAUACUUGGAACACCACUACUUAUUUUUUAUUUAAUUAUUAAGUCUAUUUUAUAAAAGGCUCCAGGCACUUUGCUUCACUUCAUCUGAAUUGUUUCCUAACUUCUCCUAGCUGGAAUUGGCUGUGGAUGUCUGUACACUUGGCAGGGUUUGAAUGCUUAGCGUCAUCUGGAAUUCACCAUGAUCCCCACUUUCAUAACUUUACACCCAAUCUCUAAUCUGCUUGUCUACUCCCAACCCUCUCAAUACUAACACAACAUUGCUCCUCCUCUCAUACAAUUUACCCUAUUACAGCCUUAUGAUUUUACACAACAUGGUCUUUAUUGCUUAGCUUAAUUAAAUUCAUCAUCUCACAUUCAUUUUCAACACUGAAGAGGAUGGUAGAGUGUCCAAAGUCAAGGUAGCAAAGGUUAGUCAGAGGGGGGCGAGGGAAUCAGAAGAGAUGUUUAUCCUGGUGUAGCGUUUUCAGAGGUUCGAUAAAAAGAGGUGAAUUUAUUGUCCCUCAUGAAUGCCAUAUGGGAAUGUGACCAGUAGGUGAUGCUGUUCCUUGUUCUGAUCCUCCCAAGAAACCUAGUCAGUCUUCUUGUGUCUCCAGCACGUGUGACCCUAGUCGGUGCAGCGCCAAGGUACAUCUUUCAGUCAUUCCUUCAUUCUGUCUCCAGUUCAUUGGAUGGUUCACUGAAGGGCUUUCAUUCCCAUUGUGCUGUUCUAACUCUAUCUUAGCCAAGUUAUCUCAUUCUGUCAAGUGUUAUGGUAGAUUUUGUUCUUGUUGUAGUUUGUGUUUUCAAUUCUUUUUGCUCUUCUGCAGCGCCAAAUGAUGAAGGAUGUUUCUUCGCCCUCAAGAAUUACUCAACUCAUUCAUCCUAGUGUUUUCAGAGUUUUUGUUCUCUUAAAUAGUCUGUCUUGGUUUUCUUUUUCUUCUUGGUGUUUUGCUUAAAGUUGUUGUUCUUUCUGUUCUUUUGGUUACCGUGUUUGUGCGUAUGCCUCCUUACAGUCUUCUCAGCUCUCAGUGUUUUGUUAGAAUGGAAGUUGUGUUUUGUCAUUCUUUGCAAUGUUGUAAUUUCAGUUCGUGUAUUUUGAAAGUUGCCCCGUAGUUCAUGUAUUUUACUCUUAUUUCUCCAAGGUCUUUCGUCAUUUCAGUUUGUGUAUUUUGAAAGUUGCCCCGUAGUUCAUGUGUUUUACUUAUUUCUCCAAGGCCUUUCAUCUUCCUCUAAACAUUUGAUGCAGGACCUUAGUGUCUCGGUGUCCUGUCAGCCCCCCUCCUUCCUUCCAUGUGUGUGUGUCUGUGUGUGCGUGUGUGCGUCCGCCAGUGUCUGCCUGAAUAAGUGUGUAAGACAUGAGCAAGGCUUUAGCUGACUCAUAUCUUGGGAGUUUAAUGUUUUGAAAAGUAACACUGCUUUAUUGUGACAGUGUCUGAAAAAAAUAAUAGCCUUAAUUGGGUAAACUUAGUCACUGGAUUAAAUUCAAACUACUGAUGCAUUUUUUGGGGAGGGAAAUAUGUCUCAUCACAUCAGGUUAUUGAUUUUACAUGCCAAAGAAUCCAAAAUGUGAGGACUUUACAGGAUCAUGAAUAGUGUGCCUCAGUGUGUUGUCCAUGUCUGUCUGUUGAGAUGAAGCAGCUUGGAGGUACAGGACAGGCAAAGGGAAGAGAGAGAGAGAGAGAGAGAGAGAGAGAGAGAGAGAGAGAGAGAGAGAGCACACGCAAUUACUGUUUUUGGUUUUAGGGUACAGUUGAGAGAGAGAGAGAGAGAGGAUAAGAGUGAGUGAGUGCAUCAUUUUGGGUCUUACAGUAUAGUAGUGUUGCUGUAUCUUGCGACUUUGCUUUUCAUAAACUUCUCAAAUUUACUAUUUUUGUACAGUGCAUAGUUAAAUCAGUUAUCAGCUUUCCACUCCAUCAUACAACGUGGGAAGCCGUAUAGCGUAGUACUGCCUGUAGUGGUGUAUUUAUGUAUCAUGGAGUCUCUCAAGCUUGAAAUAUUAGUAUGACAUGUUCAGAAUUCACCAAAGAUCAGUGGCCACCCUCUUGAUUUCCAGGGUUUGAAUAGAUUGUUUGGCAUGGCUCAGUGACAGCGGGUGGCAUGGCAUGGCAGGACACGGUUGGUUCUCCAUCUCACUCACAGCUUGGGUAUCUAUGCAUAGGCUUGGUGUGCAUGGGGAUGAGGAGACACAGGCCGAGAGCAGCACAUACCCGGCUCUGAGGGUUGUGGUCCUAGUCAAAUGCAACUAUCAUCUCAGGUUUGUUUAUAUAUGUAGCCUCUAUCUUCCAUUUUGUGGUACUCAAGUCCUGUUGGCUGUAGAUAAGAGAUAUAUAUAUGAUGUCAGUUGAUAUGUGAGAAUUAGUAAUUAUCUAGAUAGAGAAGACAUCCUGUUGUAUUUAAUCUCAUUGUAAAUUCUACGUGUUGUUGAAUGAUGCAGGCAGAUUAACUCUCGUGUUUGGUAUUACUGUGUUCACUUCGCCACACUUUGGUCCAGUACAAGCCUGUCCUCUGUAGCAUGUAAGCAGUGAGUGUGUUAGUGGUGACUGUGUAAAUAGUCAUCCAUCAGUUACUACCGUGUUAAGAUCUUUUAAGCUAAUCAUGAAACACAUAUGCCCCGAAGAAAUGAACUUGCCAUUUGUUGAUUUUGAUGGACUCGUUACGUGUUACGAACUUGCGACAGACUUAUUAGUGGUCUUCAUGAUUUGGACCAGUUGUGCUUUACAUUAAAUUUGGCAUCUGCAGCAGCUCAGUAGCAGGGUGUUAUGCUGCGUUGCAUUGCACUUACUGACUGUCUGGUAGGAAACGUUGCCAACAGUCACACUUAGUGUUGUGUGAUGGUCCUGCCACCCAGAGUGAGUUCAAUACUCCUGUUAAGUUUCCUGCAUUGAUUAAGAUUCUCAGUGGUGUCCCUCUUAAGACAGUCAUAGAAGGGUAAAUAUUCAGUGUCAUAUUGUCAUGUUGAUUGCUGUGAUAUUAUUUCAUCUGGCAAACACUGCGCUGUGUAGGAUGUCACUGUCAAUACUAUCUUGUGGUGGUGACGAGUCCAACAAUCACUGCUGAAGUGUUUGCAUUGUGGUGGUGGUGGCAGACUUGACCAUUAGCAGCAAGCAGGCAGAGGAGCAGAAUACCACAACUUGUCAAUGGGAAUUGACCCGAUGCAUGAUACCUUGCCUCCCAUGUGUGUGUGUUUGUGUGUGAGUGCAUGUAUGAGAAAGAAAAAGAGGUAUUUGUCUUUGUAGAGAAUGAGUAUCUUUACCAGGCAUUUACAUAUUUGAUUUGAGGAAGAGUUUUGCCAGAGAAAAACUAUGCAAGUAGCCUUAUAAGCAGUGAAUGCUAAUGAGACAUUGAAAAAAGAGUUUAUUGAAAUUCAAAUCUAUACAUACAUAUAUGAUUGCCUCUUUUAACCACUUUAUCACUUUGCAAUCAAUAUUUGAAUUUUUUUGUAAGUGUUCGGAUAUGUACGAUUUUAUACACAUAAUAUAUGGUGUUUUGUGUACUGUAAAAAGACACUUAUGCACUUUGUUGCUCACGUCUCCUUAUUUUACAUAGAGAGGAGUGUGUUAGUGCUGCUGGCGCAUCACCAGCACCCAGUCCACCAGUGCCCCUGCUGCCAAGGCCUCAGGCACUGGGGGCUGGGCACUGCUCCUGCUGAGGAGAACUGAGAGAAAAGGGAGGAUGUGGAGAAGGAUGAAAGAGGAUGAUUAUCGCUUUGCUUACUUAUGAAAAAACAAUAAUUACAGAAAGGAGAAUGCUUAUAUUUCUUCAUGACCAAGUUUCCAUUAUUUGGGUACAGAUCUUUAGACCCCCAAGACAUGUCAGAGGGAGGGGUCAUCAGCCAUCCUGAGCAACACUUAAAAAGUCCAGACAGAAGGUUUACAUAACCAUUCAAUACAUCAUUUUGUAUGAUUUUUUUUUUUUUAUGUUGCUAGACAGUAAAAGAGAAAAUAGCCUCAGAAGCAAGACAUGAUUUAUGUAAGUGAAGUAUUUCUUUAAGUGUUUGAUGAUGAAGGAAAAAUAAGAUAAAUAGUGCUGAUUUGCAGAAGGUUUGGCUUACCAUUUGUGGGGAGCAAGACAGAACCAAAACAGGCUCUGUGAAAAGUGAAUGUUUUUAGAAUAUUCUAUUCUGUUACAUUCAAAUUGGCCUGAAAAUUGUCUAAGGGACAUGACCUAAGAAGACGUUUGAUCUAAUUUAUUCAGAGGAUAUGGAAACCAGUCCCAAGCUUUUCAGUAGUGACUUCACCACAUUAGUUUGUUAUAUUAAAGGAAAACAACUGGAAAGGAUGCCCAGAGACCAUAGGACCUUUUGAGACUUCGAUAAAGGAUGAUGCUAAGACCUUCCAGGAGUCUGUUGUGACUGCCAAGUUAAUACAAAUUUUAAUGAAAUCCAUUGAAGUAAUUUUGUGGACUAAACACAAAAUGAUCCUAAAAAUUCAUAGAAACCUGAUGUUAGUGUCAUGCUGAUUUGGAAAUAUCUGUGAACCAUGUUCCUAAAUUGUGUUGAGAAAAAUUAACGAUACCAGAGAGUUAAGAGGCCCGUAAUUGUGUCAUAGGAAGCCGUUACUACUGCCGUGGCAAUGUAGAUCUUCACCCAGGACUGUGGCGAGAAGGACCGUCAAGGGAGCCAAGUGGAGCGGAGAGGAAGCAUGUCGUGGUCACGUUGGAUUGCUCAGCACUGUGUUACGUUCUUAUGAUAAAAAUGUUCUUCGUAAUCUACUCAUUGGUGCUUAAUUUUUUUCCUUUUAUACCCAGAUAAUUAUUAUUGUACAGAUUGUGUUAGGUGGACUGUACAGUUGCUUCUUAGUUUGGCUUUAUUUUAUUUUUUUUUCUAUCAUCAUCAGGAGAGAUUCUUCAUGUGGAUACAAAGAUAAUGUUGAUAGUUCCUUAAUAAAAGAUACAAGCGC